Notothenia coriiceps (black rockcod) is the source of this 3159-nucleotide messenger RNA. Lineage: Eukaryota; Metazoa; Chordata; Actinopteri; Perciformes; Nototheniidae. The record is from RefSeq and is a predicted model, not a curated record.
AUGAUUUGUAUCUCAGCUUUUACAAUCCAGCCGACGUCCAUCGCGGUGACUGAAGGCUCAGUCGCCAGGUUUGCCUGCAAAAUCAGUGCCCACCCUCCUUGCAUCAUCACUUGGGAGUUCAAUCGGGUCUCGUUACCCCUUGCCACAGAGAGAAUCACCGUCCUGCCCAGUGGUGUGCUUCAGAUCCACGGGGUGCAGCGGAAAGAUGCUGGAAACUAUCGGUGUAUCGCCGCCAACAUCGCCAGCCGCCGCCGAAGCAUAGAGGCCUCGCUCACUGUCACCCCAGGUCUGCCCUCGCUUCCCCAGAGGCCGCGCAUUAUCGUCGGGCCACAGAACAUUUCAGUGUCGCUGCACCAGAAUGCCAUCCUGGAGUGCAUGGCCACAGGCAAUCCCCGACCCAUCCUCUCCUGGAGCCGAGCGGACAGCAAGUCUAUUGACGUUUACAGCACCAAAGUGUUGGGAAAUGGCAACCUCAUCAUCACCGACAUCAAGCCCCAGCAUGGAGGCGUCUAUAUGUGCAGAGCCACCACUCCUGGCACGCGAAACUUCACAGUCUCUUCAGCCAACAUCACCGUGUUAGCACCCCCUUCCUUGGUUGAGUGGCCGGAGAGCCUGACCCGUCCACGAGCCGGCACCGCCCGCUUCGUGUGUCAAGCUGAAGGAGUUCCAACGCCUCAAAUCACUUGGUUCAAGAACGGAGAGAAAGUUCACUCUAACGGUCGAUUCAAGAUGUACAACAGCAAACUGGUCAUCAACCAGAUCAUCCCUGAGGACGAUGCCAUCUAUCAGUGCCAGGCAGAGAACGAGCAGGGGUCGGUCCUCUCCAUGGCCAGGCUCAUCGUGGUGAUGUCUGAAGACCGGCCCAGUGCUCCCAGGAAUAUCCGAGCUGACACCGUGUCGAGCUCCGCGAUCCUUCUGGCGUGGGACAGGCCUCAGUUCAACGCAGAUAAAGUUAUUGCUUACUCAGUGCACUACAUGAAGGCUGAAGGACUAAACAACGAGGAAUAUCAAGUUGUGAUUGGAAACGAUACAACUCGCUACAUUAUUGAUGACCUGGAGCCGGCUCGAAACUACACUUUCUACGUGGUGGCCUACAUGCCCAUGGGAGCCAGCCGCAUGUCGGACAACGUGUUCCAGCACACACUCGAGGAUGUUCCCCUCCGUGCUCCUGAGCUCAGCCUCACCAGCCGCAGUCCCAUGGACAUCCAGGUGUCUUGGCAGCCGCUUCCAGACAAGCUGAGUCGUGGCCGAGUCUCCGCCUACCGUUUGUCCUACCGCACCAGUGCUGAGAGCACGGUGUCACAGCUGGAGCUACCUGGAGAGAAGACGCAGCACCUCCUGGAGAACCUGCAGUCCGACACCAUCUACCUGCUGCGAAUCGUUGCUGCCACCAGCAUCGGGUGGGGGGAGCAGUCCGCCUGGACGUCUCACCGCACUCCGAAGCUAUCGAGUGCUCGAGUUCCCAUGGCUCCUGAGCUGCAUUUAGAGCCUUUAAACUGCACCACUAUCUUGGCGCGCUGGCAGCUGUCUCCCAGGAACUCAGCUAGUGUUCAAGGCUACAAGCUCUUCUACCACGAAGAGAGCCAGUCAGAGAGGGCGCCGCUUCAGCUUCGCGCCUUGGAUAAUACUUACACCAUCGGAGGCCUCGACCCAAGGAAGAAGUACCAUGUGAAGCUUCUGGCUUAUAAUUUUGUCGGAGAAGGCUACCAGGCUGACCAGACUGUCAGCACCACUGGAUGUGUCUCUGUCAGAGAUCGCCUGGUGCCUCCUCCACCUCCUCCACACAACGUCUACAUCAAGAGCAACAGCUCCAGCUCGGUGUUUCUGCGCUGGGGUCGACCAGCCUUCACCUCCAGCCAAACCAUCAACUACACCGUGCGCUGCAACCCAGUAGGCCUGCAGAACGCCUCGCUGGUGCUCUACCUGCAGACGAAUGUGCAGAACCUCCUGGUGAGAGAUCUGGAGCCCAACACCAAGUAUGAAUUUGCCAUCCGCCUCCACAUUGACCAGCUGUCCAGCCCCUGGAGCCCUGUGGUCUAUCAGAGCACUUUACCUGACGCUCCAACUCUGCCUCCUUCCAACGUGAAAGUGACUCUGAUAGAAGAGGACACAGCGCUGGUUUCAUGGAAAAAUCCAGAUGAACCCAAUGUAGCUGUGACACAUUACACCAUCCUCUACGCCUCCAGAAACGCCUGGUUAGCUGGGGAAUGGAAAGUGCUGCAGAGAGAAGGAACCAUCACCAUGGCCCUGCUGGAGAAAUUGAAGCCUGGUCAGAUUUACUUUGUGAAAGUUUCUGCCUCCAACAACAUGGGCGAUGGUCCGUUCUCUCAGACUGUGGAGGUGAAGGUCCUGGCAGAUCUGUCCUCGGGUCACGAUCCCCGGCUCUCUCGUGGCAACACACACUCCACAGCCUUUUCUGAUGGUUUCUACCACCUGGACCAAAAGUCAAUGACAGGAAUCACUGUGGGAGUCUGCAUCGCUCUCAUCUGCAUCAUCAUCUGUGCCUUCAUCAUCGUCUGCAGAGGCAAAAAAAGGAAAUUCUCAGCAUUUAAAGCGUACAGAGAAGGAGCGGGCACAUCUGCCCCAGCUGCAGGACAGCUGGGCUCUGAGGGACAAACAGAGAGCGCUGAUGUCAGCGUGCCGAUGCUGAGUCCAAACCACUUCAUCGAUGCCAAGCCAAGCACUGAGAAGAAAGAGAAAUGGUUUUCCUUCAGCAGUAAUGCCAAAAAGAGUGUGAGACCCGCCUCCUACCAGCCCGGCUCCACCGUGCUGACCUAUGAAGAGGAGCUGAACCUGUCUCCAGAUCAGCCCGACGCCAUGCAGGCAAUGCGCUGGUCGCCCGGGGACUCAGAGGGCUCCUCCAGCAGCGAGGGCAGCCACGCAACCGGCGACUCGGGCCGUUACUCUCAUGACGAGACGGAGAUGACCAACCUCUCGUCUGGGGCUAGCAGCAGCCGCCCGUCUCUGUCCGUGGAGGACAGCGGAGACUCGGAGGACAGCGGAGGCUCGGGCUGCAGCGCAAAAGAGUCAGGCGAUGUGGUGGAGGAAAGUCUGCCUGACCUGAAGUUCAUGGAAGCUGUCGACAAUGGCUGCUGUCACCAUGAAGCAAAGAACAGCUCUCAGGAUGCACUUUCUCUCCAGGGGCCUGAGUGUGUGUGA